Messenger RNA from Dioszegia hungarica, 1509 nucleotides. RefSeq names its product inositol phosphorylsphingolipid-phospholipase C. NCBI's taxonomy places the organism in Eukaryota, Fungi, Basidiomycota, Tremellomycetes, Tremellales, Bulleribasidiaceae. Gene Ontology annotation, molecular function: sphingomyelin phosphodiesterase activity. The transcript has 5 exons. The record is from RefSeq and is a predicted model, not a curated record. Bases 1 to 1509 code for a protein of 502 amino acids. Gene Ontology annotation, cellular component: cytoplasm.
AUGACGACAGCCUCAUCUACUGGCUUCGGCUCUUCCGCCUCCACUUCUGCCUCUGCCUCUGCCUCGACCGACAGGACCCUCCGAGUCCUGUCUUUCAACGUCUGGGGUCUAGCCAUCAUCGCAAAAGAAAGAGCCGCCCGGAUCCGGGCUAUCGCAAAGCACCUCGCCUCGUCGAACUAUGACAUCGUCUGCUUACAGGAGUGCUGGGUGUACAAGGACUUCGAAUUGAUACGGGAUGAGGUGGUACAUACGCUCCCCUACGCUCGAUUCUUCAACUCGGGAGCACUGGGAUCCGGUCUCGCCAUCUUCACUCGCUUCCCACUGAUUUCGGCGCGAGUCAUGCCAUAUGAUCUAUCGGGUACCCCACAGCAGGCUAUAGCUGGAGAUUUCUUUGUCAAUAAAGCAGCGGCGAACGUGGGGGUGUUUCAUCCGAUAUUGGGCGAGCUGGAGAUCUGGACGACCCACAUGCACGCCGGAGGCGACCAAGCACCCGACACGAGGCAAGCGCAUAGGAUAGGCGAGGCGUGGCAGCUGUCGAACGCUGUGCGGGACGGCGCAGCAAGAGGUCGAUAUGUCAUGGCUAUGGGCGACUUCAACGCCCAACCCGACUCAAUCCCCAUCUCCCUCCUUCGCUCCCACGCCCAAAUGACCGACUCCUUCCUCCAGACACAUCCGCGCGCAAACGAGCUCGACAACCUCCCCCUCUCCCCAGAGGUUGCGAUGAGCGAAUGUGGCAUGUCUUGCGAUUCGCCACUGAACACCUGGUCAGCAGCUAAGAACAUCUCGGAGAAGAUUCGGGCGCAGGGCGGGAAACGGCUGGACUAUAUUUUCUAUCGGCAGCCGGAUGGGCGAGGGGGCGUGACUUCGAGAAGUGGGGAUCGGGAGAGGGGCGAUAGCGAAGAGGAGGGAAGAGGGCCAGAGCUGCACUGUGUCAAGUGCGAGCUGGUCUUGACGGACCUGGUACCUGGGAAGGCGUUCUCUUACUCGGACCACGCUGGCCUAUAUGCUACAUUUGAGAUUGGCAAGCCGAGGCCAACGUCCAACCCCUUUUCUUCCUCGGCCUGGACAUCGACGGCAGCAUCAGACAAGGACGAUCCGCCUUACACCUUCACACCGGCUCUCGCUCACCUUCCCGGCUCCCCAUCUACCCCCGAGAGACAACAGCAAUCCCCCUCAUCCCUCUCGACACCGGACCUUAUCAGGCGCGCCUCGGGCAUCAUCUCAGACUACGCCAUCCUGUCUCAGCGAGCCGCACGGCUGCACCUGCGCAUGUCUGCCGUGUGUAUAGUAGCGCUGGUGGCGCUAUCGGUGGGCUCGGCGUGGCAGCCAAAGUCGUACAUCCAGCCGAUAUUCACGGUAUUGGGAGGUCUGCUGGGCGCGGCGGGGGCGACAUCCUUCUACUUGGGCUUCGCGUGGGGAAGGUGGGAGGCGGGUAUACUGAGCGAGGUGGUGCAGGAGAUGGAGCUGGAGCUGGACGUGAUUGGGCAGGGAAGAAGGAUAGAAGGAUAA